Messenger RNA from Trichechus manatus latirostris (Florida manatee), 1942 nucleotides. RefSeq names its product mitochondrial pyruvate carrier 1 (gene MPC1). Bases 1238 to 1438 code for a protein of 66 amino acids. Gene Ontology annotation, biological process: pyruvate import into mitochondria. The record is from RefSeq and is a predicted model, not a curated record. The transcript has 4 exons. Gene Ontology annotation, cellular component: mitochondrial inner membrane. Lineage: Eukaryota; Metazoa; Chordata; Mammalia; Sirenia; Trichechidae.
UGGGGUUAGCAACCGAUAUCACAAAGCAAUACGUGUACUAAUUAUUUAAUGGAAGCUACUUUGCCCUAUAAACUUUCAUCUAAAGCACAAUAAAAUAAAUAAAUAAAAAUGAAAGUGCAACAACGCGGUGACACCUGACAAAGGCCAGAUGGGAAGAGCAGCAAGUACGGGGGACAGGCACUGUCGCUUACUAGGUGGGAAGAGCAGCAGGUACACGGGACAGGCAUUGUCCCUUACCAGGUGGGAAGAGCAGCAGGGACAGAGGGGCAGGCACUGUCCCUUACCAGGUGGGAAGAGCAGCAGGGACAGAGGGGCAGGCACUGUCCCUUACCAGGUGGGAAGAGCAGCAGGGACAGAGGGGCAGGCACUGUCCCUUACCAGGUGGGAAGAGCAGCAGGGACAGAGGGGCAGGCACUGUCCCAUACCAGGUGGGAAGAGCAGCAGGGACAGAGGGGACAGGCACUGUCCCUUACCAGAAGUCUGGUGGGCAGGAGCAAAGUCUAAAUUUGGGGAAUCCUGAAUUCUCAGCAGGGAGGGAGGUCUGACUCAGAUCAUCUCCAAUCUGAAGACACAGGACCAGUGAGGCAACCCAGAAUCUCUCAGGUUCUAUCUUAAAUACCAGCUGUGCCUUUGUACGGUUAAUAACUUGGACAUUGAACCCUGAAGAACUUACAUGGUGGCCCUGUAGUGCUCUCAAAACUUAGGUAAACAUGUGCCACAUGUCUUACAUUUGUGGGUAUUUAAAUAACACUUCAAAAUACGUUUCUGGCAUUCCACAUGUGAUCCACGUUUAUUUUCCCUGGGUUUCCUUGGUUUCCCCCUUCUCACAUAAUUUUGAAUUUUAACAACUGGUCAACAAUAGAAAAGCACGGUCUAGAAACGUAUUUGCUGCUCCGACUUUAUCUUAGACACUCUGCUAGGCAGAAGUAAAGGCAGGACCAUUUUUUGUUUAAUCUUCUCAUAACUAAGGUCACUUAGCCAACAGUGUGUGGUUUGUUUCAGGUUUUAAAACAUUGUUUGCAACUUCUACAUUAAUAAAACAAUUGUGAGCUUUAAUGGACAAAACCCACUGGACUUCUUUCAUCUUGGCCCGCGAGGUUAAGUGAGAAGUGGCUGCUGUUAGACACGGGCAGCUUAACUUUGGUGUCCGUGGACGGCUGUGGUUGUGGAAUGAAAACUGUUGCACUUCUGGGGACCUGUAGCCAACUGGGGCCUUCCCAUUGCUGCCAUCAGUGACAUGAAGAAGUCCCCAGAGAUCAUCAGUGGUCGGAUGACAUUUGCUCUCUGCUGUUACUCUCUGACAUUCAUGAGGUUUGCCUACAAGGUCCAGCCUCGGAACUGGCUCCUGUUUGCGUGCCACGCGACCAACGAGGUGGCCCAGAUCAUCCAGGGAGGUCGGCUCAUCAGACACGAGAUGAGUAAAAAGGCCUCCGCGUAGCAGUGGGAAGUGAGGCCUGCUCUCUGCAGGGACAGCAUUGCCACAUUGCCGCCACCACUGCCGGGUCACAGAUUCCACGUCAUGAAUAGUCUCACCGAGGAAAAACGGGCUGUGUGCUAUUUCUCCUAACCAGGCUGUUUUUCUAGAAAUAGCUGAGAGUACCUAAACCACUCUCUGCUGCCUUACAAGUACUGAAUAUUUCACUUCUCUUCAUAAAGAGUAGCUCAGAAUAUGCAAGCAACUUCAUAAUUCCCACUGAUGGUUUUAGCUGCAGUAAUAUGUAUAUUAUCUGUUAGCAUUUACUUCAUGAAAACGGACAAGAACAAAAUGUGUCACUACUGCACUCGGAAUUUUUGCCUUUAAUGAUCAUGAGACAACCAGUAGCUCAUCACAUACCUAAAAUCUUAUUCCCAGCAUUGGAAAAAGUUAUCUGUGUAUUUCCACGCAGUGUGUAUAUUGAAAUGCUGUAACUUAAUGACAAUAAAUGAUUUAAAGAUUUGCUAA